This is a messenger RNA of Lindgomyces ingoldianus, 1206 nucleotides long. RefSeq names its product diphosphomevalonate decarboxylase. Gene Ontology annotation, biological process: isopentenyl diphosphate biosynthetic process, mevalonate pathway; isoprenoid biosynthetic process. The record is from RefSeq and is a predicted model, not a curated record. The transcript has a single exon. NCBI's taxonomy places the organism in Eukaryota, Fungi, Ascomycota, Dothideomycetes, Pleosporales, Lindgomycetaceae. Gene Ontology annotation, molecular function: diphosphomevalonate decarboxylase activity; ATP binding. Gene Ontology annotation, cellular component: cytosol. Bases 1 to 1191 code for a protein of 396 amino acids.
AUGGCUGAAAUCUACCGUGCCAGCACUACCGCCCCCGUCAACAUUGCCGUUAUAAAAUACUGGGGGAAACGGGACCCAAAGCUCAACCUCCCCACUAACUCGUCCCUUUCUGUCACGCUCUCGCAAUCAGACCUCCGCACCCAUACAACCGCUUCCUGCUCUCCCUCGUACCCUGCUUCCGACUCCCUCCUCCUGAACGGCUCCCCGCAAGAUGUGUCUGGCGCGCGAACCCAGGCUUGCUUCCGCGAACUGCGAGCAUUGAGGAAACAACUCGAGGAUGCAGACUUGGCGGUACCCAAACUAUCGGCCAUGCCGUUGAAAAUCGUAUCCGAGAACAAUUUCCCCACGGCAGCCGGACUAGCGAGCUCAGCGGCAGGCUUUGCGGCAUUGGUCCGCGCAAUUGCAAAUCUAUACGAGCUGCCGGCUUCCCCGACAGCGCUGUCUCGCAUCGCAAGACAAGGCUCUGGCUCGGCUUGUAGGAGUUUGUUCGGAGGCUACGUGGGCUGGGAACAAGGCUCCGCAGUUGACGGCUCCGACAGCGUAGCAUUCCAGGUGGCGCCGGCGAACCACUGGCCAAGCAUGCGGGCCAUCAUCCUCGUCGUCAGUGCUGCAAAGAAAGGCGUGAGCUCUACAACAGGGAUGCAAGCCACAGUCGCCACAUCCUCGCUAUUCGCUUCACGAACAAGCGAGAUUGUGCCGAGGAGAAUGGCAGAAAUGCAGAAAGCGAUUCAGGAGAAGGAUUUUGAGACUUUUGGAAAAGUGACCAUGAUGGAUUCGAACUCCUUCCAUGCUACCUGUCUGGAUACGUAUCCGCCUAUCUUCUACCUUAAUGAUGUGUCUCGUGCCGCCAUCAAAGUUGUUGAAGAAAUCAACGCUUCCGCUGGCAAAAUCAUCGCAGCGUACACUUUCGACGCCGGGCCAAAUGCUGUGAUUUACUACCUUGAGGAGAACGAAGUACAGGUGGCAGGAUUGUUCAAGGCGAUGAUGGGGGAGAAGGAAGGCUGGAAGAGUGAAAGGGGGGAAAAGGUCCAAGGGAACGAGCAGGCGUUCCAGGCCGUAGAGAAAGAGGCCGGCGUGGCGGUGGCGUUGUUAAGAGAGGAUGUUAGUCGGGUCAUUCUGACUGGUGUUGGAGAGGGCCCAGAGAAGACGGAGGAGAGCUUGAUUGAUGAGAAGGGGCAGCCUACUACUUGAAUUGGAAACGAACUG